Messenger RNA from Rotaria socialis, 609 nucleotides. The record is from the annotation of a GenBank genome assembly. NCBI's taxonomy places the organism in Eukaryota, Metazoa, Rotifera, Eurotatoria, Philodinida, Philodinidae.
AUGUCACUUAUUCUAGCAUCGUCUGAUUCUAUGCAUUCAAUAAAUCGAAUUAACGCAGCCAUAGAUAAAAUACAAUAUCAUUCCAACCUUGGUAACUGUUUCGAAAAAGUUAAAACAAACAAGAAUUCUCAGAAUUUAUGUUUUACUUCAUCGGAAAUAUUCGAUAAUACCAUCGCAUCAUCGAAUAUUAUACAAUGUUCAAAAGAAUUCAGUAAUGCAGCAGUGAUUCCGCCUUGUCACACGAGUCGAUUACCAACAUUACAAAAUAUAAAAGAAAAUGAAUCCAUGAAGAAAAAUCUAUCUGAAAUCAUUAAUAGAAAUGAAAAAUUCGAAUCUAAAAAUCAAAUAUCUAGUCCAGUAAUUCCAAGUCCUUGCAUUUCUCUUUGGGAAAAUAUAUCAAAUGAAAAAAUUCAACCUCAAAACAAGAAUUAUCAUUUUACUUUCAUAGACAUACAUCAAGAAGAUCAAAAAAGAAAUUCCACUAACCAUAAUCAAAAUUCUUAUUCAUCAAAUGCAUUAUUUACAUUUAUUACGCGUCAACAAUAUUUAAAAGAGCGACAAAUACUGAAUGAGCACAUUUUAUAUAAUAGACGAACGAAACCUUCUUAG